This is a messenger RNA of Manihot esculenta (cassava), 1671 nucleotides long. Its product is annotated as sugar transporter ERD6-like 5. Bases 26 to 1555 code for a protein of 509 amino acids. Gene Ontology annotation, molecular function: sugar transmembrane transporter activity. The transcript has 18 exons. Gene Ontology annotation, biological process: carbohydrate transport; transmembrane transport. The record is from RefSeq and is a predicted model, not a curated record. Gene Ontology annotation, cellular component: membrane. Lineage: Eukaryota; Viridiplantae; Streptophyta; Magnoliopsida; Malpighiales; Euphorbiaceae.
UAUCUUUGUUUAAUGGGCAUGAAUUAUGAGCAUGGAGGAAGAAGAAGGAACAGUUUCACCACUACUGGAAGAAAAUGUGGAUCAUGAGAACUGGGAGAUGAAUGAGCAUUCUUCUUCUGCUGCUGCUGGUGGUGGUUCAUCGGUUACAUUUACUCUUGUCUUCACCGCAUUAAUCCUUGUUUGUGGGUUUUACAUCUAUGGAAAUGCUAUGGGGUAUUCAUCUCCUGCUGAAUCUGGAAUCUUGGAUGAGCUCAGCCUUUCUUUGGCCGCAUAUUCGCUUUUUGGUUCAAUAUUAACAAUAGGGGGACUAAUAGGUGCACUCUCGUGUGGGAAGAUGGCAGACCUCAUCGGUCGGAGAAGUGCUCUAUGGGUUUCAGAUGCACUCUGCCUAAUAGGGUGGCUUGCAAUUUCAUUUUCCAAGGUAUUUUUGGGUCUCCCCUUUAGGCAUCCGUUUUUCAGCAUAUGUAAAUAUCCAACCAUUUUCAUACAGGGUGCUUGGUCGCUUGACCUUGGAAGACUAUUGGUGGGAAUUGGAAUUGGGAUUCUUGCUUAUGUGAUACCCAUUUAUGUUGCAGAGAUUACACCCAAGAAUUUCAGGGGAGCAUUUACAUUACUUAUUGCACUUAUGAUGGGUUCAGGCAUAUCAGUUACAUUUAUCAUUGGUUCUGUCUGUAACUGGCGCAUCUUGGCUCUCAUAGGAACUAUUCCAUGCGUAGUUCAGCUCAUUGGUGCAUUCUUCAUUCCGGAGUCUCCCAGAUGGUUGGCAAAAGUUGGUAGAGAAAAAGAUCUGAAACUUGCUCUCCAGAGGCUUAGGGGGAAAAAUGCUGAUAUUUCUCAGGAGGCUGCUGAAAUCAUUGAUUAUACACAGGAUUGUAAUCAGACAUCAGAAGAUGGCAUUAAAGAGUUAUUUCAAAGGAAAUAUGCUCUUGCAAUUACUGUUGGAGUUGGGCUGAUGGCAAUUCUACAAUUUGGAGGUCUCAAUGGCUAUACUUACUAUUUCAGCUCUAUUUUAGAAUCAGCUGGUUUCCCUAGUAGUGUUGGUUCUGUAGUAGCAAGUAUUGUUCAGAUAGUGAUGAAUAUUUGCAGUUUGUUCUUAAUUGAUAAUUUUGGAAGAAGACCACUUCUGCUGGUUUCUACAAGUGGAUGCUGCUUAGGCUCAUUUACCACAGGAUUGUCCUUUCUACUGCAGAGCUUUCACCUGGGGAAUGAAAUCACUCCCAUUCUGGCAAUUGCAGGAAUAUUGGUUUUCAUAGGAUCUGUGUCAAUAGGCCUUGGAGGAAUACCAUUGAUUAUAAUGGCAGAGAUAUUUCCUGUAAACGUAAAAGGUCCAGCAGGAAGUUUAGUAAAUUUGUUCAGCUGGGCAGGGAGUUGGAUUGUCGCAUAUACUUUCAAUUAUUUGUUUGAGUGGAGCUCAGCAGGGGUAUUUUUUAUAUAUGCAAUGAUUGCUGGGUUGGGAGUGAUAUUUGUGGCAAAAUUGGUACCAGAGACCAAGGGGCGAGCACUUGAAGAGAUACAAGCAUCAUUAAUUACCCAUUAUCAUCAAGAAUCUGUAUGACAAUAAUGGGUCCAGAUUCUAUGAGAUGGGUUCAAACAAGAUCAAGAUUUGUCAAGAAAUUUGGUUUAAUUGAUUUUCCAUUGAUAAUAAGAUAUCUAAAUUACAAGUUGAAAAUA